Fusarium musae is the source of this 1467-nucleotide messenger RNA. RefSeq lists its product as uncharacterized. The transcript has 3 exons. The record is from RefSeq and is a predicted model, not a curated record. Lineage: Eukaryota; Fungi; Ascomycota; Sordariomycetes; Hypocreales; Nectriaceae. Bases 1 to 1467 code for a protein of 488 amino acids.
AUGAAGAGUCAAACAAUCCUAACAACAGUCUUGGGGACGAGUGGUGCUCUCUCACUGGCAGACCAUGGAGCUAUGAGAUUGGAUACAUGGUGCGUUACGUACCUGUCUACCUAUCUUGUUCCUGUAGUAAGUCCUGGUCAAUCAACGGGAGCAUCUAGCUCAGUACCCGUGACACAAAUAGAGUCCCAGAGCACCGUAGAGAGUGAACCAACGCAAGCCCAAUCUGGUUCAGAGACAGUGUCAUUUGAUUCCACGACCGGAACUCUGACCGAUCUAAUCACCACAUCAUCAGGAUCCAUCGUGAGCAGCGAUGCCCUCACCACCUCAACAGGCAUAAUCGAACCACCAGGCCGCUCAGUAAUCUUCCUCAUCUCCGCGCCCAACACCCGCAAACGUCAAAACACAGACAGAGGCUUCGUCGGAAAUAACAACCCGUCAAUCUGCACCUUUGCUCAAACCUUCAACCUAGCAGAAGAGCAGCUCUUCAUAGGUGGCGUACCGUUCUUCUACGACGGCGAAGACUAUAAAGAGCUUGCUGCCGGCCCUCCGCCUCCGGCAGGUGCUGUUACGAGGCUCUUUGGAACGACUGGACGGGCGCUGCAGGUGGAUCUGCCUGGUAUCACAGCAGGAUUCUGCCAGGCGAGCGAUGGGAGAGUUUAUGUGACUUUUACUAGUGGACCCGUUGGGUGUGAGGUUGUGACUUUGGAAGUUUAUGAUGAGAAACAGUGCCAGAAUGGGAGACUCGUUGGUCUUGAUACGACCACGAGCGUGAUUGAGACCGCGACUUCUGAGGCCAUCAGCUCUGAAAGCGCUACCAGUGUCGAAAGUUCUGCGACGACAGAGACCACAUCAAGCUCUGUCAGCAUCGCUGCGUCAAGCAGCGUCGCUCAAACCCAGUCUGUCGAGCCAGUUUCACAAACAACCGAAUCCGAGGCAUCGACGGCAGCUUCUUCCAGUGCGGUCGAGUCUAUCCCAAUCAGCUCAACAACCAGCAUCGCCGCGUCGGAAGCCUCUACGCAGUCCCCAGCCUCAUCAUCAGCUCUUGAUGAAACCACCACUGAUGAGGUAUUCCCAACCAGUGCGCCUUCGCCCAUAGGCACAUCUUCUGAGGCAGAAGACUCAACUUCAAUGGCGCCAUCAUCACAGGCUUCAUCAGAGACAACAGAGGCUGCUGAAAGUAGCUCUGAGGAGAGUACCUCGCCUGCCGCGCCUGAAACUACCACUGAAGCUGGACAGCUCUCUACAGAGACCACCACCGCCGUGGAAGAGAUCACGUCUAACGAAACGGUUAUUGAGAGCGAGACUACAACCGCUGAGCCUGUAACUACGACAGAAGAUAUAACGACUGCCAUUCUUACUACUCAAGAGAGCUCAACUGAAGCUACAACUGCUGAAGAGACAACCACAGAAGACCUUACAACUAUAGAGACAACAAUCGACCCAACGACAACAACUUCCGCAGCCUAG